Molecule: messenger RNA, 555 nt
Organism: Candida dubliniensis CD36
Lineage: Eukaryota; Fungi; Ascomycota; Pichiomycetes; Serinales; Debaryomycetaceae
Gene: RHB1
Product: putative GTPase
Exons: 1
Coding region: 1-555 (184 amino acids)
Biological process (GO): small GTPase-mediated signal transduction
Cellular component (GO): plasma membrane
Molecular function (GO): GTP binding; GDP binding; GTPase activity
Source: RefSeq, a predicted model, not a curated record
AUGCUGGUCAAAGCUCGUAAGAUAGCAGUGGUUGGAUCUCGUUCAGUAGGGAAAUCAUCUAUUACCGUUCGAUUUGUUGAAGAUCAUUUUGUUGAAUCAUAUUAUCCAACUAUUGAAAAUCAAUUUAGUAAAAGUAUUAAAUUUAAUAAUCAAGAUUAUGCUAUAGAAAUUCUUGAUACUGCUGGACAAGAUGAAUUUAGUUUGAUGAAUGAAAAACAUCUUAUUGGAAUACAUGGUUAUUUAUUAAUUUAUUCUGUUACUUCUCAACAAUCAUUUGAAACUAUUGAAUUUAUAAGAGAUAAAAUAUUGAAUUCAAUUGGUAAUGAAAGUAUACCUAUGGUUCUUAUUGGUAAUAAAAAUGAUUUAACUUAUCAACGACAAGUUGAAACUAUUCAAGGACAAGAUUUAGCUAAAAAAUUUAAUUGUAAGUUUUUGGAAACUUCAGUUAGAGAAAAUAUAAAUGUUGAAAAAGCUUUUGAAACUUUGAUUGAUGAAAUUGAAAAAAUUCAAAAUCCUCCAAUUCAAAAACAACAAGAAAAAUGUAUAAUAAUGUAG